AUGGCUCCCGAUUGCUGGAAAAUGGGCAGAGAAUGCGGAAAAGCAUCUGAACCGCUGGCCAAAACAUUAGGCCGCCCUAAAAUCAACUGGUCGGCGGAGAGAAUGAUUCGACAAAGUCAUCAAAUGAGCAGUAGAGACGGCAAAAUAGAACAGGUUUGUUGCAGCAGCGGUGCAACCUGUAAGCGUGAAGGCAUUGCGUUCAACCUAUUUGGCAUAUCCGAAUUGGGAGAGUUCCAAUGUCAAUUCCAUCUCAGGCCUUCUUUUCCCCACCUCGUAGUUGGCAUACCUACCGAUUCCUGCGGGCCCAUAAAAGAGGGGUGCCUCUUUCCAACAAUCUUACUCAGAGCUACUUUCGACUCAGAUCCUAAGGCCAUUUAG
Molecule: messenger RNA, 378 nt
Organism: Protopolystoma xenopodis
Lineage: Eukaryota; Metazoa; Platyhelminthes; Monogenea; Polystomatidea; Polystomatidae
Source: the annotation of a GenBank genome assembly